Molecule: messenger RNA, 2649 nt
Organism: [Torrubiella] hemipterigena
Lineage: Eukaryota; Fungi; Ascomycota; Sordariomycetes; Hypocreales; Clavicipitaceae
Source: the annotation of a GenBank genome assembly
CCCAAUUCCAGCCUGUGACGUUCGCAGACCGUUGGCAAACCCAGAAAAGUCGCCUCGGAAACCCCAGACUAUUUAGCACUUUGACUUUUCGCCUGCUUUGUUGACAUUUGUUUCGGAAUUAAACAUCCGAAACGGCAAAGUCACCGUACGGGCACUUUGCUUAUUUCUACGGAAUACAUUUAAGAGCAACAACUGAGGCGGUUCCAAUCUAGACUGCACGGCAACCAGCGAUUCCGACCGACAAAGCCCCCGCGGACACACUGAUCUUCGACAUCCUUUGACCAUUGUGGUCUGCUAUCACCGUUCGAAAAUACACUCUGCUUUACAGUCGCUCCUUUUUAUUUUAUUCUGCUUGUUUGCAACCUCCAGCGCGGCGCACCUACUCGGACCGUUAUUUCCCUCGAGCUUCGCUUUGCAUACCCCAGUGGCUACUAGUUCGUUGUGGCGUGGUUGAUGCUUGGUCAGGGGCUGUGUAAAUACGUCAUCCGCGACUAACUCUGUAUGUUGUUUUUCUGGGUGGAAACGAUUUAUUGCUAUACACAACCGAUAUGCUGAUUGCUUGAAUAGCCUCAUUUGACUGUUUUGUUCCGAAAACGUUGUGGUGUCACCCCCGGCGCCGCCCAACAAUCCAACCAACACUUUCCGUCCCUUGAGCAAUCUAGGCAACAUGUCGUGGAAUAUUGCAAAAAAGCUACGCGAGGUUCGCCUGAGCCCAUUCUCCGCCUUUACAAAACCAAGCGCCCCGCCGUCUAUAAAGGAAGAAGAAGACCAAGUUCCAACCCGUGCGAGUAGUGUCGCAAGUCGGCGUGCCAAGUCUGAUGAAAUUCUUACCCAGAAUCCCGUCGUUAAAACAUCCAAGCCCGGUAUCUUGGUGGUAACAUUAUACGAAGCGCGUGGCCUGUCGCUUCCCGAAGAAUAUCAGAACGCUUUCUCAUCUUCUCCGAGAACGCCUGUCGAAUCAUCUGGUCGUUUGGAAUUACCCCAACCCUCGUCUGGCCGUCCUUCAAGUGAGAUUUCCAUUAUCCAUGGUCGUGUAUCCGGAAAGUACUUGCCAUAUGCUUUGGUGGACUUUGAUAAGAUGCAAAUCUUUGUAAAUUCGGUUGACGGCGAUUUCGAACAUCCUCUAUGGCCCGGAUCAAACACCCAGUACAAGUUUGAUGUUUCUCGUGUUGCUGAAUUGACGGUUGAUAUCUACGUGCGCAAUCCAAAUGCACCGAUGGGCACUGGCCGUACACAGGACAUAUUCCUAGGCUAUGCACGUAUUAAGCCUCAAUUCAAAACGAGCUCUGGCCGCAUGUCGACUGAUGUCAAUUGGAGUAACCAAGCCAACGAAUGGCCCGGAGGCUACACUGGCAUCCAUUGGGUUGAUGUGCAAGAAGGCUCAGGGAAGCUGCAGAUUGGAGUCGAAUAUAUCGAAAGCCAAACUGAGAAGAUGAGCAUUGACGACUUUGAGCUGCUGAAAGUUGUUGGCAAAGGCAGCUUCGGCAAGGUCAUGCAAGUUCGCAAGAAAGAUACGAAGCGAGUUUACGCCAUGAAGACCAUCCGGAAAGCCAAGAUCAUUGCUCGAUCGGAAGUCACCCAUACGCUGGCCGAACGAUCAGUCCUCGCCCAGAUUAACAAUCCUUUUAUUGUUCCACUCAAGUUUACUUUUCAGUCACCAGAAAAGCUCUACUUUGUUCUGGCAUUUGUAAAUGGCGGCGAGCUUUUUUACUACCUGUCAAAGUACGGCAAAUUUGAUAUUAACAGAUCACGAUUUUACACCGCGGAGCUUCUCUGCGCCCUGGAAUGCCUGCACGGCUUCAACGUUAUUUACAGAGAUUUGAAGCCGGAAAAUAUCUUGCUUGAUUACCAAGGGCACAUUGCGCUCUGCGACUUUGGGCUUUGCAAGCUUGAGAUGAAGGAUGAGGACAGCACGAACACGUUUUGCGGCACUCCGGAAUAUCUCGCCCCUGAACUCUUACACGGUGACGGCUAUAACAAAACAGUAGACUGGUGGACACUCGGCGUAUUGCUGUACGAAAUGUUGACUGGACUACCGCCAUUCUAUGACCAGAAUACAAACGAAAUGUACCGCAAGAUUCUAUCGCAGCCUUUGCAUUUCCCCGAUGGCAAUGUUGUUCCACCGGUGGCGCGAGAUCUGCUAUCAAAGCUUCUGAACCGCGAUCCUGAGAAGCGUCUGGGUGUGAAUGGUGCUGAAGAAAUUAAAGCACACCCGUUCUUUGAAGCCAUUGACUGGCGCAAGCUCUUGCAACGCAAAUACGAGCCAGUCUUCAAGCCCAAUGUGGCAAGUGCUCUGGACACGACGAAUUUUGCCGACGAAUUUACCGAAGAGGCUCCACAAGAUUCCUAUGUCGACGACCCUGCGAUUUCUCAAACAAUGCAAAACCAGUUUGCGGGAUUCAGCUACAACAGACCGGUAGCUGGCCUUGCGGACGCAGGAGGCAGCUUGAAGGACCCUUCUGCAGUAGAUGAUGGGGAUGGCCGCCGUUACUAAUCGGCAAUGUCCCCUGUACGAUGGUAGAGCGACUGCCGCUCUUCUGCUUUGAAACCGGUAUACUGCAUCUUGUAUAUAUCACCUUACAUUCGCUUUCCUCCUGUAUUUUAAGACUCUUAAGUGCAAUUCGAGCGCGUUUUUUUCUUGGGCAUCAG